AUGGAUGUUGUUGUAGUUGACGGUGCCAAAACAGUUUUUGAGUUCAUCUGUUCAAGAAUUAAGGCACUUUCCAAAUAUGAAGAAAACAUUAACGAACUCCGGGAAGAGAUUGCAAACCUCACAGAAAAAAAGAUGGCAAUUGAAGAAGAUAUCACCUUAGCUAGACUGGAAGGAAAAAGCCCACAGCCGCAAGUAAACGAAUGGUUGCUAAAGGUUUCUCGAGCAGAAGACGAUGUACGGCAACUGCUAGAAAUGGCUGAUGCAAAUGCUGUUGGCAAGGGAUCCAAGAUGAUGCAGUGCUGGACAGUGGCAAAGAAACUCAACCUGGUGAAAGAGCUAAAUUCUACUCAUUGUGAAAAACGCUCCCCGAUAAAAUCUGUGGUGGAAAUGGCAGUGCCGCCUCUUGUGGGGCAGGGAGCAGCAUCGGAUAUGAAGCAGCUUUUGGAAAUCCUGAACAGGGAUGAUAUCAGAAGGAUUGCUGUCUGGGGAAAGGGUGGCAUAGGAAAGACGGCUUUGGUCAAGAACCUGAGCAAUGAGCUUUAUUUUUCCUAUCCAAAUCUUUUUGAUACUGUCAUCUGGGUUCAAGUUUCCAGAUCAUUGGAUUUGAGCAUGAUUCAGUCUCAGAUUGCCAAAAGAGUUCAUCUAAAAGUGGAAGCUGGAGACACCACUCACAGUCUAGCUAGCAGAAUUCUUCAAGGACUGAAGCUAAGAAGGAAGACCCUCCUGAUUCUUGAUGAUGUCUGGGAAAAGAUUGAUCUUGAUGCUGUGGGUGUUCCAUCAAGGGAUCCCUGCUGUAAGAUCCUUUUAACCACACGAUCUCGUGAUGUGUGUAGGCACAUGGAGGUUGAUGUUUUUUUUCAGUUAAAACUCAUGAGUGAAGAAGAUGCUUGGAACCUUUUCGUUCACAGUGCAGGACCCGUAUUUGAUUUAAAUGGAAUAGAAUCGCCAACAAAGAAAAUUGUUGCAGCUUUCAGUGGGCUGCCAUUAGCAAUCAAGACUCUUGCAAACUCACUGAGGGACAGACCACAUAUGGAAUUGUGGCAAAACAUGUAUCUUAGGUACCGCUGUUCAUCCCCCUUGUUCAAGAACAUUAUGAAAGAGAUAUUCGGGACUCUAGCAACUAGUUAUCAUUCCUUACCAAGCAAGAUUCUAAAGCAAUGCUUUUUGUUUUGUUCUUUAUAUCCAGCAAGCUGUUCAAUCGAUGUUGGUGAACUGAUCCAGUGUUGGGUGUCUGAUGGUUUAAUCAUUGAGAACCUAACUGUAGAGGAAACUUUUAAUUAUGGGCUUGCUUUAAUUGAAUGCCUGAAGGACUCGUGCCUACUGGAUCAAGAUUCAGAAGGAACUGUAAAGAUGCAUGGCAUUUUUCGUGACUUAGCCAUAAUUCUGUCGCAGAGUCAAGAACUGUCGUAUGGGUUUCACACCCAGUCUGGCCUUCCAUUCUAUCAGAUGCCAAACGAGUCUUCUAGAAGAGUUUCUUUCAUACGUUGCAGGAUCAAAAAGUUGCCAGAAUUUCCUGUAUAUUCCCAGCUGACUGUGCUUUUUCUCCAGGGCAAUCCUAUACAGAAAAUCCCCAACGACUUCUUUCACAAUCUUAUCUCUUUAAGGGUACUGAAUUUAAGCGAAACUCGAAUUACUUCUUUGCCACCAUCUUUUCUUUGCCUACGUGAACUGCGUUCUCUCUUUCUUAGAAACUGUUCUAUAGAAAAGCUACCUUCUCUUACAUCUCUUGGUAAACUAUUAGUCCUUGAUCUUUCUAGCACCAGAAUAAAAGCUUUACCUAAUGGGUUUGGAAGUUUACGUAGUUUAAGAGAAUUAAACUUGUCAUGCACACCUUUUUUGAAUAAAAUAGUAGCUGGAAGCAUAUCAGGUUUAUCAAGGCUCGAGACUCUAGAUAUGUCUUUUAGUUCUUAUAACUGGAACCCAAAGACGACUUCAGAUCAAAAGGCAAAAUUCGAUGAGUUAUUAUCAUUGGAACACCUAUCUAUCCUUCGAAUAAGACUUAACUCGGUUAAGUGUCUUGAAUCUGCAUCUUUUUUGCUCAAGAAAUUAACAAGAUUUAAUAUCCAGAUUAGCCCAUGGAGCCAUGACUCAAACAAUCACAUUGCCAAACACAAUGAAAAACGGUUGGUUCUUAGAGGAGUUGAUCUCCUGCAAGAAGACCUUCGAGAUCUUCUACACAACACAAGUUCUCUGGAUGUGUUAACGUGUGUAGGCAUGACCCGGAGACACUUGCUUAGCCUAUCAUCAUUGAUAUCACUCACUAUAUCAAACUGUGAUGAUAUAACACGUUUAAUAAGCAAGGAAAGAAGUUCCAAGGAAAUGCUUCCAAAUCUACAGCAUUUGGUUCUUGAUCAUUUGCAAAAUUUAGAGACUAUUGUUGAUGAGAUAAUCCCAAGAGGCCAGUGCCUCAGAAAUCUGACAACAAUUCAAGUUUUGGAUUGUCCAAAGUUAAAAGGAGCGGUAUCUUAUGCACUGCUUCGUCAUGUUAAAAAACUUGAAGAAAUUAAGGUAAGCAGUUGUGAAAGUCUGUCUUGGAUCAUUGAAUCAGGGGAGCAUGAAGAACCUCUGCCUAAUUUAAGGGUGUUGGAGAUAAGCAACAUGGUCAACUUGAGGUCAAUCUAUGUUGGUACAUCAGUUUGUCCCGCAUUGCAGCGGAUUGAAGUGUCUUGUUGUCCCGAGUUGAAGGAACUUCCCUUCUCAAUAUCUGAUUUAUCCAGUUUGAAAGAGAUUAGAGGUGAGAUCAAGUGGUGGAACAAUUUAAGAUGGGAGGAUGAUGAUGUUAAAAACAUGUUUCUGCAAUACUUUCAAGCAUACCCCCAGGAGAAUUGUUCAAGAAAGAGAAAAUACAAGUAA
This is a messenger RNA of Helianthus annuus (common sunflower), 2853 nucleotides long. RefSeq names its product disease resistance protein At4g27190. The record is from RefSeq and is a predicted model, not a curated record. NCBI's taxonomy places the organism in Eukaryota, Viridiplantae, Streptophyta, Magnoliopsida, Asterales, Asteraceae. Gene Ontology annotation, molecular function: ADP binding; protein binding. The coding region runs from base 1 to 2853 and encodes 950 amino acids. The transcript has a single exon.